CUAUUCGGAUUCACAACCCGACCCGUUACCACUUUCAUACCUUUCGCUCCGGCGGUCGACGGAGAGAAGUCGCAACCGAAGAGAAGAGAAGAGCUCUAGGGUUUGAAGAAAAGUAGAAACCCUAUCUUCAGAUCAAAGCUUUCAAUCGCCGUUGGUGAUCUCUUGAGCUCCAGCACGCAGCAAUGGGGAAGAAGCAGCACAGUAAGGACCGGAUGUUCAUCACGAAGACGGAGUGGGCAACCGAGUGGGGUGGCGCCAAACCCAAGGACUCCUCCGUCCCCUUCAAGCGUCUCCCCUUCUACUGCUGCUCGCUUACUUUCGUUCCGUUCGAGGAUCCGGUGUGCACGGCUGAUGGAAGUGUCUUCGAUUUAAUGAGUAUAAUCCCCUAUAUUAAAAAAUUUGGAAAGCAUCCAGUUACUGGCGCUCCUUUUAAGCAAGAGGAUCUUAUUCCCCUCAUUUUCCAUAAGAAUUCUGAUGGUGAGUUCCACUGCCCUGUCCUAAACAAAGUCUUUACAGAAUUUACACACAUUGUUGCUGUAAAGACUACAGGGAAUGUGUUCUGUUAUGAGGCAAUCAAAGAAUUAAACCUAAAAACAAAGAACUGGAGAGAACUUUUGACCGAUGAACCAUUCACUAAAGAUGACUUGAUAACCAUUCAGAACCCCAAUGCACUUGAUGCCAAAGUUCUUUUGGAUUUUGAUCAUGUGAAAAAUAGUCUGAAACUUGAUGAUGAAGAUUUGAGGAAAAUGAACGAAGAUCCAUCAUACAACAUAAAUAUAUCUGGUGAUCUAAAGCAAAUGUUACAAGAGCUUGGAACUGAGAAGGCAAAGGAAGCAGCAUUACAUGGAGGUGGUGGUAGCAAAGCACAAAAGGAACGAGCUGCUGCACUUACUGCAAUUCUUGCUGCAAGAUCUCGCAUCAAAGAGGAUUCAAAGUCAAAUGGAAACGAAAAGGAAAAACCCGGCCAAUCUUUCAGUAUAGUAGAUGCUGCUUCUGCCUCUGUUUAUGGUAGAUCUGCAGCAGCAGCCAAGGCAGCAUCAAGUGAUAAAACCGCAGCUAGGAUUGCCAUGCAUAUGGCCGGUGAACGGACACCUGUAAAUGCAAAACUUGUAAAAAGUCGUUAUACUACAGGGGCUGCUUCACGCUCUUUCACAUCUACCGCUUAUGAUCCUGUCACAACAAAUGAAUAUGAAUAUGUCAAAGUUGAAAAGAAUCCAAAGAAGAAAGGCUAUGUUCAGUUGCACACAUCACAUGGAGACUUGAACUUAGAGCUACAUUGUGAUAUUACCCCUCGGACAUGUGAAAACUUCAUUACUCUUUGUGAACGUGGCUAUUAUGAUGGAGUGGCUUUCCAUAGAAGUAUAAGGAACUUCAUGAUCCAAGGUGGUGAUCCCACCGGAACUGGCAAAGGCGGUGAGUCUAUUUGGGGUAAACCUUUCAAGGAUGAGCUGAAUUCCAAAUUGACACAUUCAGGGAGGGGUAUUGUGAGUAUGGCAAAUAGUGGGCCUCAUACCAAUGGCUCCCAAUUUUUCAUCUUAUACAAGUCUGCAAAUCAUCUCAACAACAAGCAUACAGUAUUCGGUGUAGUUGUUGGUGGUUUAACAGCCCUUGCAGCUAUGGAAAAGGUUCCUGUAGAUGAUGAUGACCGGCCAUUGGAGGAAAUCAAGAUACUAAACUGUAAAGUCUUUGUGAACCCAUACACGGAACCAGACGAAGAGGAAGAGAAGGCAGAAGAAGAGAAGAAAGUAGUUAACAGUGAUGAUGAUAAGGUGGGCUCUUGGUAUAGCAAUCCAGGCACGGGAGCAAGUGGUUCAAUCUCCGUUGGUGGAGUAGGUAAGUAUCUUAAAGCAAGGAGCAACGGAACUGAGAUGACAACCGUAAAUGGUCAAGGUCAAGACAGCAAGAAGAGAAAAACCGACGUUUCCAAUGUAGAAUAUAAAGACUUUUCAGGCUGGUAAAGAGUUAAAACAGGGAUGAUGGAACUCUGAAAAGUGACUUCCAAUGAAAAGAGGAACCAAAACCUGAAAAAGUAAGCAUUCAAUCAAAAGAGGAACUGAAAAGUUGUUUUAAGUCUGUUUUGGAGCCGCCAAGGGAAUGUAUUUCACACAAUGCAUGGCUGAAACUCCCAAGCGGAACUUUACUUCCUGAAAUGUCUUCACUCUUUGAAAGUAUAGGAAAUGUAAAGUGGAAGUGUUUUAAGUUUGUUGGGUGUUAAUUGAAAAUUUUUUGAAGGUUGUUUUGUCUAAUGUGAGAAUGAAGUUCAAUCAUAUUCUUAA
Molecule: messenger RNA, 2276 nt
Organism: Dioscorea cayenensis subsp. rotundata (Guinea yam)
Lineage: Eukaryota; Viridiplantae; Streptophyta; Magnoliopsida; Dioscoreales; Dioscoreaceae
Product: peptidyl-prolyl cis-trans isomerase CYP65
Exons: 12
Coding region: 183-1958 (591 amino acids)
Biological process (GO): protein folding; protein peptidyl-prolyl isomerization; protein polyubiquitination
Cellular component (GO): catalytic step 2 spliceosome
Molecular function (GO): ubiquitin-ubiquitin ligase activity; peptidyl-prolyl cis-trans isomerase activity
Source: RefSeq, a predicted model, not a curated record